CCCAUCGGAGGCGAUCCGUUCCCGGGUGUCCCAAACUAGUUCCCGAAGCCAGACCCGCGGCGCUCGCAGUGCCGAAUUUUGGACGAGCUUUUUCGUUUCAUUUCCUCACUUUGCGUUGUAGUCGUCUCAAAGGGAAAUGCUUUGUGGUCUACAGCCACACCACCCCAAAUGUGCCUGAUCUUGUCUGAUCUUGGAAGCUAAGCAUUGUUGGGCCUAGUUAGGACCUGGAUAGGAGAAAUCCCUUAUGGCUGACUGUAUGUCAGAAAGCAUCAACUUUUCUCAGUGGACCCAUUCAUCUAAUGAAAUAUGCCUGUGCUAUUUUAAAAAGCUUUGUAUUUCACCAUGGUAAAGUUCAUCCCCCCAGAAUGAAAAUGAGGACAUUUGAGAAGGUGAUUUAAGGUGUGGACAUUUGAGAAGGUGUCCUAUAAAAUUAGUAAACCAAAGGAAAAGUACUGAAUAGAUUAAUCCAAAACACUUACUGUUUUUUAAACGAAGAGGAUUUCAUCUUGACAGAAAAACAACUUUUAUUCAAUAUGUAUUUCCUGAAAUUAAAGAGACAAGAACAGACCGAAAGGAAAAUAGAUUCGUAAAUAAGCUACAUCAACUGUAUCCUGCUGAGGAUAGCUCAGUGAUGUUAAAUCCUUUACAAAUCCCUGGUUGUCUUCCUACAGACAAGACUGCUUUUUGAUAGGACUGAUACUAAGAGAAAUAGGACCUUUUGGGCAUUCAACUCCUUGAUAAACCUUACAAGUAUCAGCAUGAAUGGCUUAAAAGAAGAAAUAAAUAAGUUUUCAACUAAAUCCAAAAUUGCAGUCAUUUUCUUUACUGCUGUUAUUUUAAAAACCUCUUCAUAAUCAUUGAAAAAGAAUCGACAACUAUUUUAAAAGAUUAAAGAAAGGCAGAUGUCUGCAAAUAAUUCCCCUCCAUCAGCCCAGAAGUCUGUAUUACCUGCAGCUAUUCCUGCUGUGCUUCCAGCUGCUUCUCCGUGUUCAAGUCCUAAGACGGGACUUUCUGCCCGACUCUCUAAUGGAAGCUUCAGUGCACCAUCACUCACCAACUCCAGAGGCUCAGUGCAUACAGUUUCAUUUCUACUGCAAAUUGGCCUCACACGGGAGAGUGUUACCAUUGAAGCCCAGGAACUGUCUUUAUCUGCUGUCAAGGAUCUUGUGUGCUCCAUUGUUUAUCAAAAGUUUCCAGAGUGUGGAUUCUUUGGCAUGUAUGACAAAAUUCUUCUCUUUCGCCAUGACAUGAACUCAGAAAACAUUUUGCAGCUGAUUACCUCAGCAGAUGAAAUACAUGAAGGAGACCUAGUAGAAGUGGUUCUUUCAGCUUUAGCCACAGUAGAAGAUUUCCAGAUUCGUCCACAUACUCUCUAUGUACAUUCUUACAAAGCUCCUACUUUCUGUGAUUACUGUGGUGAGAUGCUCUGGGGAUUGGUACGUCAGGGACUGAAAUGUGAAGGCUGUGGAUUAAAUUACCAUAAACGAUGUGCCUUCAAGAUUCCAAAUAACUGUAGUGGAGUAAGAAAGAGACGUCUGUCAAAUGUAUCUUUACCAGGACCCGGCCUCUCAGUUCCAAGACCCCUACAGCCUGAAUAUGUAGCCCUUCCCAGUGAAGAGUCACAUGUCCACCAGGAACCAAGUAAGAGAAUUCCUUCUUGGAGUGGUCGCCCAAUCUGGAUGGAAAAGAUGGUAAUGUGCAGAGUGAAAGUUCCACACACAUUUGCUGUUCACUCUUACACCCGUCCCACGAUAUGUCAGUACUGCAAGCGGUUACUGAAAGGCCUCUUUCGCCAAGGAAUGCAGUGUAAAGAUUGCAAAUUCAACUGCCAUAAACGCUGUGCAUCAAAAGUACCAAGAGACUGCCUUGGAGAAGUUACUUUCAAUGGAGAACCUUCCAGUCUGGGAACAGAUACAGAUAUACCAAUGGAUAUUGACAAUAAUGACAUAAAUAGUGAUAGUAGUCGGGGCUUGGAUGACACAGAAGAGCCAUCACCCCCAGAAGAUAAGAUGUUCUUCCUGGAUCCAUCUGAUCUCGAUGUGGAAAGAGAUGAAGAAACCAUUAAAACAAUCAGUCCAUCAACAAGCAAUAAUAUUCCGCUAAUGAGGGUUGUACAAUCUAUCAAGCACACAAAGAGGAAGAGCAGCACCAUGGUGAAGGAAGGGUGGAUGGUCCAUUACACCAGCAGGGAUAACCUGAGAAAGAGGCAUUAUUGGAGACUUGACAGCAAAUGUCUAACAUUAUUUCAGAAUGAAUCUGGAUCAAAGUAUUAUAAGGAAAUUCCACUUUCAGAAAUUCUCCGCAUAUCUUCACCACGAGAUUUCACAAACAUUUCACAAGGCAGCAAUCCACACUGUUUUGAAAUCAUUACUGAUACCAUGGUAUACUUCGUUGGUGAGAACAAUGGGGACAGCUCUCAUAAUCCUGUUCUUGCUGCCACUGGAGUUGGACUUGAUGUAGCACAGAGCUGGGAAAAAGCAAUUCGCCAAGCCCUCAUGCCUGUUACUCCUCAAGCAAGUGUUUGCACUUCUCCAGGGCAAGGGAAAGAUCACAAAGAUUUGUCUACAAGUAUCUCUGUAUCUAAUUGUCAGAUUCAGGAGAAUGUGGAUAUCAGUACUGUUUACCAGAUCUUUGCAGAUGAGGUGCUUGGUUCAGGCCAGUUUGGCAUCGUUUAUGGAGGAAAACAUAGAAAGACUGGGAGGGAUGUGGCUAUUAAAGUAAUUGAUAAGAUGAGAUUCCCCACAAAACAAGAAAGUCAACUCCGUAAUGAAGUGGCUAUUUUACAGAAUUUGCACCAUCCUGGGAUUGUAAACCUGGAAUGUAUGUUUGAAACCCCAGAACGAGUCUUUGUAGUAAUGGAAAAGCUGCAUGGAGAUAUGUUGGAAAUGAUUCUAUCCAGUGAGAAAAGUCGGCUUCCAGAACGAAUUACUAAAUUCAUGGUCACACAGAUACUUGUUGCUUUGAGGAAUCUGCAUUUUAAGAAUAUUGUGCACUGUGAUUUAAAGCCAGAAAAUGUGCUGCUUGCAUCAGCAGAGCCAUUUCCUCAGGUGAAGCUGUGUGACUUUGGAUUUGCACGCAUCAUUGGUGAAAAGUCAUUCAGGAGAUCUGUGGUAGGAACUCCAGCAUACUUAGCCCCUGAAGUCCUCCGGAGCAAAGGUUACAACCGUUCCCUAGAUAUGUGGUCAGUGGGAGUUAUCAUCUAUGUGAGCCUCAGUGGCACAUUUCCUUUUAAUGAGGAUGAAGAUAUAAAUGACCAAAUCCAAAAUGCUGCAUUUAUGUACCCACCAAAUCCAUGGAGAGAAAUUUCUGGUGAAGCAAUUGAUCUGAUAAACAAUCUGCUUCAAGUGAAGAUGAGAAAACGUUACAGUGUUGACAAAUCUCUUAGUCAUCCCUGGCUACAGGACUAUCAGACUUGGCUUGACCUUAGAGAAUUUGAAACUCGCAUUGGAGAACGUUACAUUACACAUGAAAGUGAUGAUGCUCGCUGGGAAAUACAUGCAUACACACAUAACCUUGUAUACCCAAAGCACUUCAUUAUGGCUCCCAAUCCAGAUGAUAUGGAAGAAGAUCCUUAAUGACUGAGCUAACCUAAAUAAGGAAGGAUUUCAUUUUAUGGACUGAUAUUUUGCUGUGUAACUUGUUCUUUGUAGGUUGUCAUCUGCAGUGAUGCAAAGAUAUGAGGAAAUAUGAUAAGGAAUAAGUGACACCAGUACUGUAGUUCAUAAGUAGGUACAGGCAGGAAACUGAGUAAGAAGAAGGCAUAAUGGAAUCAAGGUGAAGCUUUUUAUAAACUUUUUUAGCCUAAGCAA
Symphalangus syndactylus (siamang) is the source of this 3809-nucleotide messenger RNA. RefSeq names its product protein kinase D3 (gene PRKD3). Gene Ontology annotation, cellular component: cytosol. The record is from RefSeq and is a predicted model, not a curated record. Gene Ontology annotation, molecular function: protein serine/threonine kinase activity; ATP binding. Lineage: Eukaryota; Metazoa; Chordata; Mammalia; Primates; Hylobatidae. Gene Ontology annotation, biological process: protein phosphorylation; intracellular signal transduction; phospholipase C-activating G protein-coupled receptor signaling pathway.